This is a messenger RNA of Chelmon rostratus (copperband butterflyfish), 1964 nucleotides long. RefSeq names its product SPARC related modular calcium binding 1 (gene smoc1). Bases 246 to 1745 code for a protein of 499 amino acids. The record is from RefSeq and is a predicted model, not a curated record. Gene Ontology annotation, biological process: extracellular matrix organization. The transcript has 15 exons. Gene Ontology annotation, molecular function: protein binding; extracellular matrix binding; heparin binding. Lineage: Eukaryota; Metazoa; Chordata; Actinopteri; Chaetodontiformes; Chaetodontidae. Gene Ontology annotation, cellular component: basement membrane.
CUGAUCCUCCCGCAGUGGAUAAAACCAGUCACCAUGGUCACCGCCGACUCAUGAGCUCUCAUCCCACGCGUGGCACUAUGUGAAUAGUUUUUGGAGAAGUAGACAGAGGAAAAGAACUGAGAAGGAAAAGUGUGUCUGGAGCGUGUUGUUUUUUUCCCCGUUUGGACCUGUUGAUCAUCAGUGUGACACCCGGACACACCGAGCCAACCUGCCGCUCCCUGCUCUGCGCUCACCGACCAUCAAUUAUGUUAUUGUCAAGUCUUCUUCUUUUCACCUGUUCUCACCUUCUGGCGCCUCUGUUUCUCUGGUACCUGCCUCACGUCUCCGCACAGAAGCCUGGCUCCCGGUGGCUGAUCGGAGACAGAGACAGUCACUGUGGGGUCAUCUGCUCACGGACGCAGGGGAAGCCGGUGUGCGGCUCGGAUGGGCGGAGCUAUGAGACCGGCUGUGAACUGCAGAGGGCACGCUGCAAAGAUAAAACACUGACACUGUCACACCGCGGCCGGUGUCGAGGUAAAAACUGGGUGAAAAUCGAUCAGUUGCAGGUGGCUCCAGCACCGACUUCCACAUCUGAGGGGAGGGACCUGGAGCUUAAAGAUGCAGGUCAGUCCAAGUGUCGUGUUGAGAGGAACCAGGCUUUGGAACAAGCCAGGAGACCUCAGGAGUCCAUGUUUAUCCCAGAAUGCAAUGAGGAUGGAACAUUUGCCCAGGUCCAGUGCCAUACUCUGACAGGCUACUGCUGGUGUGUCACCAGUGACGGCAAGCCAGUGAGUGGCUCCUCUGUGCACAACAGGACCCCGGUGUGUUCAGGAAACUUCCGUGAAUUUAUGGGAACUCAUGCUGGGACAACUGGAUUGUCAGGGUCAGUAACCGAUAAACCACCUGGGCCACCGAACUCUGGUAGAAAAGAUGAUGGCUCCAAGCCCACACCCACCAUGGAGACUCAUGUCCCCCCUGAGGGUGACGAGAUAACUGCUCCAACGCUGUGGAUAAAACAACUUGUUUAUAAGGAGAAUAAGCAGAACAGCUCCACCUCCAGGAAACAAGAGAAAGUUCCCUCUUGUGACCAGGAGCGACAGAGCGCACUGGAGGAGGCUCGGCUGAAUCCUCGCGAGGCCAUUUUCAUCCCCGACUGCGGGCCUGGAGGCCUUUACAAACCGGUCCAGUGCCACCAGUCCACAGGCUACUGCUGGUGUGUUCUGGUGGACACGGGACGGCCCAUUCCUGGAACCUCCACCAGGUACCAGACGCCGGAGUGUGACGGUGCUGCACGAUCUCGCGUCUCCGACACAGAAGAUCCCUUCCAGGGCAGAGAUCUGACAGGCUGCCCAGAGGGGAAGAAAGUGGAAUUCAUUACAAGCUUGUUAGAUGCUCUCACUACAGACAUGGUGCAAGCCAUAAACUCACCAGCCCCCUCUGGUGGUGGGAGGUUUGUUGAGCCUGAUCCCAGUCACACUUUAGAGGAGAGGGUGGUGCACUGGUACUUCGCCCAGCUGGAUAACAACGGCAGCCAGGACAUCAACAAGAAGGAACUUAAACCGUUUAAGAGGUACCUGAAGAAGAAAGCCAAACCUAAGAAAUGCGCCCGCAAGUUCACCGACUACUGUGACCUGAAUAAGGACAGAGCCAUUUCCCUGCAGGAGCUGAAAGGCUGCCUGGGCGUCAGCAAGGAAGGCAGCUCAACGACAAGCGGCAGCCAAGGGACAAGGCAAGGGACAAAAUUGUUCAUAGGUCGUCUGGUGUGAGACAAGAAGGAUCCAGAAGCUGAGACGGGACCAGAGGGCACAGAGGGAAGCCAUCUGUACGCUUGCUGACGGGAAAGAGAAAGAUGGAGCAGAAAAAUUACGAAGUUCCUGAGUUUCAAAAAAACGAACAGAAAAACAAGAAAACGAAGCGGCGCCAAAAUAUUUGCACUUUCUCCUCCCUGUGUUUGACAUUUUAUCUGUUUGUACGUGUUUUUUUUU